CAGCCUUCCCUUGGGUGUCAGCUGAUGAGGGAUCGGCAGGCCACACGACUCCUGCCCUGACUGCCUGCCUGUCUGUCUGUCCUGAAUCAGGAGUUACCUCUUACUACCCACAGGUGAAGAAGGAAGCUCUUUGGUGCAGCUGAACCUUUUUCUCUUUUUCUCCUCAAUUUUCACCUUUAUUCUCUCUCCACACUGGAGGGAGAGGAAGAGGAGAGAGGCUUCAUUUGUUGUUUUUAACCAACACUAGCUUCAGGAUAUUUACAAGCUGAAAUAGGAAUCCUUCGCCACUGAAUGUAGCAUGGGGUCAGAUGAGUCAUACAAUUUUGUUUUCAAAGUGGUUUUGAUAGGGGAGUCCGGCGUAGGAAAGAGCAACCUUCUGUCUCGCUUCACUAAAAAUGAGUUCAAUCACGACAGCCGCACCACCAUCGGCGUGGAGUUCAGCACGCGGACUGUUCAGCUGGAAAACUUCACCAUCAAAGCCCAAAUCUGGGAUACAGCAGGGCUGGAGCGCUACAGGGCCAUCACCUCAGCGUAUUACAGAGGAGCAGUCGGAGCACUGUUGGUCUAUGACAUUAGUAAGCAUCUGACCUAUGAGAGCGCAGAGCGGUGGUUGAAAGAGCUAUUCGACCAUGCAGACCCUCACAUCGUGGUCAUGCUGGUGGGAAACAAGAGAGACUUGGAAACGCUCAGGACCGUGCCCACAGAGGAGGCCAGGGACUUUGCAGAGAAGAAAGGCCUCAUGUUUAUGGAGACAUCAGCGUUGGACUCGACCAAUGUUGAGGCUGCUUUCAAUGAAGUCCUCACAGCGAUCCAAAAGAAGGUGGCCAGCAGAGAGGUGACCCGUGGCUCCAUCAGUGCCAUAACACUGUCCAGCCCCAUUGGACCCACCAGUGAGGUACAGGAGGAGGGCAGGAAGUGCUGCAAAAGCUCCUAACAUGAAUGCUGCCCUGUAGAGAUUAUAGAUCUGCUCUGUCCGUGUUGUACCAGCUUCACACUCGACUGUUGUUCAAGCUUAAGCACCAUCAUUCACACCCAAUUAGAAGGGUGAGGUACCUGCUUGACACUUGUCAACACACAAGCCUCUUUAAAAUCUAAAAUGUGUACAGUCAAAAAUAAUGAGAAAAUCUAUUUGAUAAACUAUUUUGCUAUGCUUUCUGUUUUGGUGGCUAGUUGUUAGAUAGCUGUGCUUUUUCUUCCUUUGUCAUGUUCGUGUUUUUAAAGAGGCAUUGUAAAGCUUUUAUAAAGAAUGCACUGGGAUUCAUUUGGAAUAAAUUAUUUAUGUUA
Molecule: messenger RNA, 1284 nt
Organism: Larimichthys crocea (large yellow croaker)
Lineage: Eukaryota; Metazoa; Chordata; Actinopteri; Sciaenidae
Product: ras-related protein Rab-25
Exons: 5
Coding region: 299-934 (211 amino acids)
Molecular function (GO): GTP binding; GTPase activity
Source: RefSeq, a predicted model, not a curated record